GGGAUUUAAACCGUGUGGCGUCAUCGUCACGAAAUUCAAAAAUUUAGAAAGGGACGAGAGCGAAGGGCCAGUAUUGCUCCAGAGUAUUCCACUGUUUCUUUAAGAGGUCGUGUGAAAACCUGGCAAAAAUGGCGCAGUUUGGGUUUGAGAACGACAUCCACAGUAUUUUGAAGCUGGAUAUGCCCAUCACAAACGCUCCCAUGGCGAGGUGGCAGCGAAAGGCCAGCUCAUCAAACGCAUCCGCCUCGAGCGGGUUGUCGCCUGGCAAAUCUGCCAAUGUGUCGCUCAGCUCAUCAAAAACACCGAGCAAAACACCAGGCAAAAACAAAAAACAAACACCCUCUAAGAUGGGGGGCGACCGCUUCAUUCCCACCAGAAACAGCAAACAAAUGGAUGUGGCAAGUUUCCUGCUCUCAAAGGAGAAUGAGCCUGUGGACACAAACAAUUCAACAGGAACAAUAGAAAGCCAAAAAGCCUGGUCCAUGUCACUAAAUGGAUACAACAUUGAAGAUGCAAAGAUCCUGCACCUCGGAGGGAAACCACUGAAUGCUCCAGAAGGCUAUCAAAACAACUUGAAAGUCCUCUACAGUCAGGGCGCAACUCCUGCCUCUGUCAAAAAGACAAGAUACAUAUCUUCUACUCCUGACAGAAUCUUGGAUGCUCCUGAGCUUAGGAAUGAUUUCUAUUUGAAUCUGCUUGACUGGAGCAGUCGAAAUGUUCUCGCUGUGGCGCUCCAUAACAGUGUUUACCUGCUGGAUGCCUCCCAGGGAGACGUCACUCUUCUAAUGAAGUUGGAUCGCGAGGAGGACUACAUCUGCUCAUUGUCCUGGAGCACAGAUGGAAGCUACCUAGCUAUCGGAACAAGCGACUGCAAAAUUCAUCUGUGGGAUGUUUACAACCAGAAGCGUCUACGCAGCAUGGCCAGCCAUACGUCUAGAGUUGUUAGCCUGAGCUGGAACGACCAUGUUCUCUCCAGGUACAGUUGUUUCUUCUUUUCUGAUAAAACAGACAAAAAAUGUGAAUUUUUGGUAUUUUUUGGAAUCAAAUGUAUUGUUUCUCCCCCUUCUAGCGGCUCGAGAUCAGGACACAUUCACCAUCAUGAUGUGAGGGUUGAAGACCACCACCUCUUCACACUCACUGGUCACUCACAGGAGGUUUGUGGGCUGCAGUGGUCCCCUGAUGGGCGAUACCUAGCCAGUGGAGGCAAUGACAACAUGGUGUAUGUAUGGCCCCGUGUGCAGGAGGGCACAGCCGGCCAGUCGAUCCACUCCUGGAGUGAACAUCAAGGCGCUGUUAAGGCUUUGGCCUGGUGUCCGUGGCAGCCAAACAUCCUCGCAUCUGGAGGUGGGACCAGUGACCGUCACAUCCGCAUCUGGAAUGUAAACAGUGGCUCCUGCAUCAGUUCACUUGACACUCAGUCCCAGAUCUCGUCACUGGUGUUUGCACCAAACUACAAGGAGCUGGUCUCCGCCCAUGGAUAUGCCCACAACAAUGUCGUCAUCUGGAAGUACCCCGCUCUCACCAGGGUUGCAGAGCUCAAUGGCCACGAGGACCGAGUUCUCAGUUUAAUUCUGAGCCCCGACUGCUCUACUGUCGCGACCGUUGCUGGGGACGAGACUAUCCGACUGUGGAAGAGCUUUGAGAUGGAUCCAGUUAAGAAGUCAAAAGAGAGGCUGGUCAAAUCAACUAGCAGUGUCAUUCAUCAGUCUAUCAGAUAAUUUGCCUUGUCUUGAUUUUGAGGGUUUUUUGCUCUAUGCUUACGUGCAAAUGUUUUAUUUAAUCUACAAUAAAGAUGUCUACCCAGUGUUUUAGCUGUAACUUGAAACUUGCUGCUCCUAUUGGUGCUGUAAAGAAUUUUAGGUCUCAAUUGUUUAUACAGGUCUGCUAAUGUAGUAAAGUACAAGCGUUAAGUGUUGGGAUUUUAAGCAAUGUAUUUAUGAACUUCACUUAGCUUUUAUGUUAUAAUCAGGAUGAUUUGUACACAGUCGACUGGGUUAUAA
Anoplopoma fimbria (sablefish) is the source of this 2000-nucleotide messenger RNA. It is a transcript of the gene cdc20, whose product is annotated as cell division cycle 20 homolog. The transcript is spliced from 10 exons. NCBI's taxonomy places the organism in Eukaryota, Metazoa, Chordata, Actinopteri, Perciformes, Anoplopomatidae. Gene Ontology annotation, molecular function: ubiquitin ligase activator activity; anaphase-promoting complex binding; protein binding. Gene Ontology annotation, cellular component: anaphase-promoting complex. The record is from RefSeq and is a predicted model, not a curated record. Bases 129 to 1718 code for a protein of 529 amino acids. Gene Ontology annotation, biological process: positive regulation of ubiquitin protein ligase activity; anaphase-promoting complex-dependent catabolic process; positive regulation of anaphase-promoting complex-dependent catabolic process.